AUGCUAAAGCUUUCGGAAAGAGACAUGCCGGUUAUUCCGGGCACCAAGAUUGAAAAUGGGGAGCUACAAGAGUUGCGGCUCAUGUUGGCUGAUUUGCUAAGAAGAAAAAAUACGCAGUUUCCAGGGUCUCAGCCAGUAUCGUUCGAGAGAAAUCACAUCGAAGUAUUGAAGAAAAGAGAAUACUUUGUGUGUGAGAAGUCCGAUGGUUUACGAUGCCUUUUAUUCUUGAUCAACGAUCCAGUUAAGGGCGAGGGUGUCUUUCUAAUAACGAGAGAAAAUGAGUUCUACUUCAUUCCCAACAUUCACUUCCCAUUGUCGGUGAAUGAGGAAAAUGGAAAAACUUACCACCAUGGUACUCUAUUGGACGGGGAAUUGGUGUUGGAAACAAAAAAUGUGCUGGAACCAUACCUCAGAUAUUGCAUCUUUGAUGCUCUUGUAAUCAAUGAAAAGGACAUAACAAACAGACCUCUACCUAAAAGACUAGGCUACAUCACCGAAAAUGUGAUGAAGCCUUUUGAUAGCUACAAAUCAAAGCAUCCAGAAAUCGUCAACUCGCCUGAUUUUCCGUUCAAAGUUAGUUUCAAAAUGAUGAAACUGUCAUAUAGAGCAAAUGUUGUGCUUUCCAUGCAAGAUCAACUUUUCCAUGAGUCAGAUGGUUUAAUUUUCACAUGCGCCGAAACACCGUAUGUGUUUGGUACGGAUGCCACAUUGCUCAAAUGGAAACCAGCUCAUGAGAACACUAUCGACUUCAAAAUGUACAUGGAGUUCAAGCAAUUCCAAGAUCCCGAUAUGGAUCCACGUGACCCUGAUUCCACAUAUUUAGACUACGACAGCUUACCGGAGCGGAUAAACCUUAACGUUUGGAAAGGGGGCAAAGAGUAUGAGCAGUUUGCUCAAAUGGAUCUUUCUGAAGAAGACUGGGAACAACUCAAAGGCUUGAACGAACCCCUUCAAGGCCGCAUAGUCGAGUGCCGCAAGAAGAUCAGCAACCCACCAUAUUGGGAGAUGCUCCGGUUCCGGAACGACAAGAGCAAUGGCAAUCACAUAAGUGUGGUAGAGAAAAUCCUCCAUAGUAUCGAAGAUGGAGUGACAGAGAAGGAGUUGAUCGACGCAUGCCCUGAAAUCGAGAAAGCAUGGAAGGCCAGAGAAUACGAAAGACACCAAAGGGCGAAAAACACCCACCACGAUACUCAUCUACCGGCGCAGAUGAACACUCAGCCGCGAGUUCCGCCAAGUACUCAACCGCAGAAUAACGUUCACAAAAGACCGCUCUCGUCAGAAAAUACGGAGCAAACAAAAAAGCCUAGAGUAGCCGAGGAGCAAAUGCUCAAGGACAUGAUGCCUGAUUACGAAGAAGAUAGCGAGCUGGACUGA
Messenger RNA from Clavispora lusitaniae ATCC 42720, 1374 nucleotides. RefSeq names its product mRNA guanylyltransferase (gene CGT1). Gene Ontology annotation, cellular component: mRNA capping enzyme complex. Gene Ontology annotation, molecular function: ATP binding; mRNA guanylyltransferase activity. The record is from RefSeq and is a predicted model, not a curated record. NCBI's taxonomy places the organism in Eukaryota, Fungi, Ascomycota, Pichiomycetes, Serinales, Metschnikowiaceae. Gene Ontology annotation, biological process: 7-methylguanosine mRNA capping.